This is a messenger RNA of Acanthopagrus latus (yellowfin seabream), 715 nucleotides long. It is a transcript of the gene polr3k, whose product is annotated as polymerase (RNA) III (DNA directed) polypeptide K. Gene Ontology annotation, biological process: DNA-templated transcription; termination of RNA polymerase III transcription. Gene Ontology annotation, molecular function: nucleic acid binding; zinc ion binding; DNA-directed RNA polymerase activity. Gene Ontology annotation, cellular component: RNA polymerase III complex. The coding region runs from base 164 to 490 and encodes 108 amino acids. The transcript is spliced from 3 exons. Lineage: Eukaryota; Metazoa; Chordata; Actinopteri; Spariformes; Sparidae. The record is from RefSeq and is a predicted model, not a curated record.
GUUGCACCCGUUUCCACCAGCUCCUCUUCCGCUUGUUCCACAUGCAGCAAACUGUUUACAGCAGGGAAACUUAAAUGGUUCAUUAGCUGUUUGAAAUCGUCUUCUUAUAUUGAGUUUGUUAUGUCAGUGUGUCGCUGUUAGCUACACAUAUCUGUCGGCUAGCAUGCUUCUGUUCUGUCCAACCUGCGGAAAUGUUUUAAUUGUCGAGGAGGGACAGAAGUGUAUGAGAUUCGCCUGCAACACCUGUCCGUAUGUACACAACAUCACAAGAAAGGUAAAUAACAGGAAGUAUCCCAAGUUAAAGGAGGUGGAUGAUGUGCUCGGUGGCGCAGCAGCCUGGGAAAACGUGGACUCCACUGCUGAAAAAUGUCCCAAGUGCGAGCACUCCCGGGCGUAUUUCAUGCAGAUUCAGACCAGAUCAGCUGAUGAGCCGAUGACGACUUUCUACAAAUGCUGCAAUGCCCAGUGUGGACACCGAUGGAGAGACUGAACCCUUUGCACUUUCAACAUUUUAAUGGAUUUAUUGCUCAUGUGGCACUCUUUUCAUUUGAGCCCAUAUUUAUUGCCAAGAGGCUCCGGUAGUUAUGGACAUUCUGCUGAUGACUCCAGUGUGUUUAGAUCCACCUGAAGGAUCUUUGACUUUCUUUUUGCAGAUAACACAUUGAAAAUAAUGGUGCAUUUUCCAAAUAACAUUAAAAUGAAUUUCAAUGAAAAA